GCUUCAGAGUCCCCACCCAUGUUGGAACUCUUAUCUCAGGUGGACAUGGCCUGCAAGAGCUGUACUUCCCCCAGGGCCCUGGUCUGGGUCCUGCAACUGACCCUGGCAUGGAUCCUGCUAGGGGCCUGUGGAGGGAGCCAUUCACUCCCCAUUGGGUCCCAAAGACACCAUAGGCUGGUGGCUGCUCUGGGCACAGGCCAGCUACACCUCGCAGAGAUGGACACAUUAGAGCCAUUGGACCCUGGAAUCCUCUUAGAGGGCUGCGGGGGGCCCAGCCCUGGGUGCGAAUCCUUCCUGGGACAACUCCAAGUUGCCCUCCGCAGUCGCUUCCGCUUCCGGCUAUUGGGGAUACACCAGACACAGCCGCUCUGCGCAGAGCUCUGCCAGGCCUGGUUUGCCACCUGCAAAAGUGAUAUUACCUGUGGCCCGACUUGGCUCCCACUCCUAGAAAAGAGGGACUGCAACCCUGACUGCAGUACCUAUGGCCAGACCUUCACUGACGGGGUGGACCUUUGCCGCUCGGUUCUUGGCUCUGCGCUGCCGGUGGCUGUCCCUGGUGCUGGCCACUGCCUCAACAUUUCUACCUCGCAUCCCAGACAGAGACGAAGGGCCCAGAAAGCCACCUUCCCGCGCUCCCACCACCCUCGCACCUGGAUCGUGGAUGCUGCAGGCAGCGGGAGUGGCAGUGGAAGCGGCAGUGGCCGCUAG
This is a messenger RNA of Pteronotus mesoamericanus, 708 nucleotides long. It is a transcript of the gene RTBDN, whose product is annotated as retbindin. The record is from RefSeq and is a predicted model, not a curated record. Gene Ontology annotation, molecular function: riboflavin binding; riboflavin transmembrane transporter activity; signaling receptor activity. NCBI's taxonomy places the organism in Eukaryota, Metazoa, Chordata, Mammalia, Chiroptera, Mormoopidae. Gene Ontology annotation, cellular component: external side of plasma membrane. The transcript has 6 exons. The coding region runs from base 19 to 708 and encodes 229 amino acids.